Lotus japonicus is the source of this 652-nucleotide messenger RNA. RefSeq lists its product as uncharacterized. Bases 102 to 512 code for a protein of 136 amino acids. The record is from RefSeq and is a predicted model, not a curated record. Lineage: Eukaryota; Viridiplantae; Streptophyta; Magnoliopsida; Fabales; Fabaceae. Gene Ontology annotation, molecular function: calcium ion binding. The transcript has a single exon.
AAUGUCCCUAGACAAGAACCAAGAGCCGUUGUUAAUCACCUAUUCUCACCAACCAAAGCAUAAACUGAAUUCAUUAUUGGUGUUGUUCCAAAUUGAUCACAAUGAGUGUAGCGGUAGUACUCAACAGCUCCACCGUAACAGAGUUCAUGGACGACAAAGCAACCUUCGACAGUUUUGUCAACGAGAGGUUUGCCAUGGUGGAUGAGAACGGCGAUGGCGAGCUUUCGCGCGACGAGGUCCGUGGCGGGUUUGGGCUGUUCAUGCCAUUAGGAUCUGAAUCACAGCCAAAGCAAGAGGUUGAUGACAUGUUAGAUUUGAUAUUCAAGAGGUUUGAUGAGGAUCAAAACGGUUCGCUCGAUCUGAAGGAGUUCAAGUCGUUGAUGACGGAGAUUAUGAAUGCUCUUGCUCGUGGGAUAGGUGGCUUUCCCAUCAUGGUGGCUCUUGAAAAUGAUAGCUUGCUUAUGAAGGCUGUUCAACAUGAAUUGGCAACAUAUUCAUCUCCUUCAUCAUGAAUGUAUCUUUAUUGUUUGUUGUUAUUAUUAUUACUACACAAAAUUUAGUACACAUUUCUUGCGUUGAGAAUCCAAAUCUGCUGUUGUUUUUAGUCUGUGUUUGAGAUCUAUGGAAUCCAAAUCUACUUGUUGUUCUUUUA